AUGGCGCCCUCAGCAUCGAACAGACUCGCCGCCGAAACACGCAGACUGGGAACGCCGCAGAGCCAAAAUCGCACCAUGUCCUCAGGCCCAGCAAAGAUCAAGGUCAAGAAUCCCGUCGUGGAACUCGACGGCGAUGAAAUGACACGGAUAAUCUGGCAAGACAUCAAGGACAAGUUCAUCUACCCGUACCUGGACAUUGAUUUGAAGUACUACGACUUGGGCUUGCCCUACAGAGAUGAGACGGACGAUCAAGUCACGGUGGACGCUGCCGAGGCCAUCAAGAAGUAUUCUGUGGGUGUCAAGUGUGCGACGAUCACUCCAGAUGAGGCCAGAGUUGAAGAAUUUCACUUGAAGAAAAUGUGGCUCUCUCCUAAUGGUACGAUCCGGAAUAUUCUUGGUGGCACCGUCUUCCGCGAGCCCAUCGUGAUCCCUCGAAUUCCUCGCCUCGUUCCCGGGUGGGAGCAGCCGAUCAUCAUUGGUCGUCACGCGUUUGGGGAUCAAUAUCGCGCCAAGGACACAGUCUAUCGUGAAGAAGGCACGCUCGAGAUGGUAUUCACACCCAAAAGUGGAGGCGCAGCGCAAAAGAUCAAGGUCUUUGAUUUCCCCGCAACCGGCGGCGUUGCCCAGACACAGUACAACACCGACGAUUCGAUCAGAGGAUUCGCGCAUGCGAGUUUCAAAUUCGCUCUUGACCGAGGCUAUCCCCUCUACAUGUCUACCAAGAACACGAUUCUGAAGGCUUAUGACGGACGUUUCAAGGAUAUAUUCCAAGAGAUCUACGAGAAGGACUAUGCCAAAGAAUUUGAGGCCAAGAAGAUCUGGUACGAACAUCGCCUGAUCGAUGAUAUGGUUGCGCAGAUGAUCAAGAGCACUGGAGGCUUUGUGAUUGCCAUGAAGAACUACGACGGAGAUGUACAGAGCGAUAUUGUGGCUCAGGGCUUUGGGUCAUUGGGCUUGAUGACCAGCCAGCUGAUUACCCCUGAUGGUUUGACGUUUGAGAGCGAGGCUGCACACGGCACUGUUACACGGCACUACAGAGAGCAUCAGAAGGGAAGAGAGACCAGCACUAACCCAAUUGCCAGCAUUUUCGCAUGGACCAGAGGAUUAGUCAAGCGCGGACAACUUGACGAGACUCCGGAGUUGGUGACUUGGGCGGAGAAUCUGGAGAAGGCUGUCAUCCAGACGGUCAAUGACGACGGAAUCAUGACCAAGGAUCUUGCUUUGGCAUGUGGCCGCAAGGACCGUGAAGCGUGGGUUACCACGACUCAAUUCAUGGAGGCCAUCGAGAGACGGUUCAAGAAGAAUCUGGAGUCUGAGGGUUUGUGA
Fonsecaea pedrosoi CBS 271.37 is the source of this 1326-nucleotide messenger RNA. Its product is annotated as isocitrate dehydrogenase [NADP], mitochondrial. The coding region runs from base 1 to 1326 and encodes 441 amino acids. Gene Ontology annotation, biological process: isocitrate metabolic process. NCBI's taxonomy places the organism in Eukaryota, Fungi, Ascomycota, Eurotiomycetes, Chaetothyriales, Herpotrichiellaceae. The transcript is spliced from 2 exons. The record is from RefSeq and is a predicted model, not a curated record. Gene Ontology annotation, cellular component: mitochondrion. Gene Ontology annotation, molecular function: NAD binding; magnesium ion binding; isocitrate dehydrogenase (NADP+) activity.